UCAAAAUUAUAACCUCGAAUCUUAUUCUUCCAAAGACAUAUUUUGCGAAGCAUUUUCGAUUCAAAAGCAGAAUUUUUAACUUUAAAAAAAAAAAUAGUAUUUAAUCAAAUAUUCUAUCAAAAUGACUGAAGAAAUCCAGAAAAAGAUGCAGAAGGAGCUGGAGUUAUUAAGCGGUAUACAAAAAGAUUACCGUAAGGCAGUCGCACAGAAACAACAAUUAGAUAGUCAGUUAAAUGAAAACAAAGCGGUUAAAGAGGAACUAUUGCUGUUGAAAAAGGACGCAGAAGUUUACAAACUGAUCGGGCCCGUGCUAGUGAAACAAGACUUAGAAGAUGCUACACAGAAUGUAAUUAAGCGUAUGGAGUACAUUAGCAAAGAGAUCAAAAGAGCAGAUGACCACAUAUUUGCUUUAGAGAACAAGCAAGAAGCCCUCCAAGAGAACCUGAACAAGCUUAAGAUUGACCUUAACAAACUAAAGAUAAAGGCUUAAGAAGUAUAAAAAAACAACCUUAUUUACCUAACUCUUCUUUUUGCAUUAUGUCUAUUUAACUAAUUAUACGUUUAACAUAUAA
This is a messenger RNA of Trichoplusia ni (cabbage looper), 572 nucleotides long. RefSeq names its product probable prefoldin subunit 6 (gene Pfdn6). NCBI's taxonomy places the organism in Eukaryota, Metazoa, Arthropoda, Insecta, Lepidoptera, Noctuidae. Gene Ontology annotation, cellular component: prefoldin complex; cytoplasm. The transcript has a single exon. Gene Ontology annotation, biological process: chaperone-mediated protein complex assembly; protein folding. The record is from RefSeq and is a predicted model, not a curated record. Gene Ontology annotation, molecular function: protein-folding chaperone binding. Bases 122 to 490 code for a protein of 122 amino acids.